This is a messenger RNA of Babesia ovata, 1458 nucleotides long. RefSeq lists its product as uncharacterized. Lineage: Eukaryota; Apicomplexa; Aconoidasida; Piroplasmida; Babesiidae. The record is from RefSeq and is a predicted model, not a curated record. The coding region runs from base 1 to 1458 and encodes 485 amino acids. The transcript has a single exon.
AUGAUCACCCUCGGUGGUUUUGCCGUCGUAGUCCCCGAAGGAAGUGACGAUUCGGAUAUUGAAGUAAUCCCACCCAAUGGGCUUCAUUAUUACGCGAUUGAUGAAUAUCACUAUGGGCGUAUCAAGCGCCUCGCAAACCUUUUUAAGGACUUUGACGCUAUGCAUAGUGAUCUGUUGGUCGUUUCAUCGGCGAUAGGGGCAUCCGAAGCUCCACUGGAAACUAAAACUGCAGCGCAAGAAGCAUGCGAACUUAUCGAGAAAGGCCUUAUUGACUUAACCAGUGACGCCAAGGAAUACACCGAGUUAGGAAACAUCUUCGAUAAAUACCGCGAGAUGUUGGACGAAUUCAAUCAUGGUGGCGCAACGCAGGAAAUGUCAGCUGAGCUUCGUGCCGCUGUAAGCGCUCUGGAGCAGCAGUUCGACGGAAAGCAAGCACUGGUGAUCGGCGCUACAAGUCACCGUCUGCUAGAUAUCGAGGCUAGGAUCAGCAGAGCAGCAGAUUUCAUUGAAGAACACCGGGCUGUCGUAGAAACCCAUCAUGAAACUAACAAACCCGUGGAGCAAGAAGAAAUACCUCCUUUUCAAGACCCAUUGGCCCCUCAGUCUCCCGAUCAAGGCACCCAUGAAACCGAAGAAAUAGAUGGUGACGUAGUUAAUGGUGAUGAAAAUACAGCUCAACCUGCGGAAGCCAGUGAAUAUGUGCAAAUAGACGACGAGGAACCAGAAGACUCAACUGAAGAGCACACCAGCGAUUUACAGGAACGUACCCCACCUGCUGACGAAAGCAUGGAAAGGAUAAGGGCAUACCUCAGGGAUCGUUCCAUUUUGCCCAAGUUGAGUAAACUCCACAAAUACGCCCAAAGCAUCGAUGAAGUUAUGCAUGGCCUUACAGUGGAUGAAGCCGAUUCGAUCAUGGUUCCUAAAAAAACCCUUUCAGGUGUUCCGCAAUGUACCGGGGCGUCCGGCACCCUCUGCGACAUUGUGUUUGGCCAGUCUGCAAAGAUUGACAUGGCAUACGUUAUUUACAAACGUUACGGUGAGAUCAUUGAUACACUGGAAAAGACGGACCCAAACUCCCCUCAGGUAAAACAAUUAAUGGAUGAGCAACAGCAACUAGAGAGAGAAUUCGAGAGGUUCGAGCCUCUCGUGACAAUGGAAAUUUUGGACAUUGCCGAACGUGACGAAUUGGCAACAAUCCAUCUUUUGGAAGUUCUUAAAGUGAUGGUCGACGGCGAGUCGUCACCUGAGAGCGUUGCUGACGAGAUCUCCACGUCGCCAGCCGAGAAAAGUAGCGGAGCAGAGGAUGCGCCUACAACUGAAGGCGACGCCGCUGGCAACGGAGACAUUGCCAAGAAAAUGCGCGGCACAAAGGACACUGCAGCGUCUUCGGGAAUCGUGGCAAUGGGCAUUAGGGCCAUUCAAGCCACAGUAGCGUUGUAUAUGAUCGCUACGCUUUGA